AUGGAGUUUCCUGCAUGUCGCACUCCUGAGUGGCUGCGGGCUGCCUUUGACGGCCCUUUGGAGCAAAAAUUACCGGCGGCAGAGCAGCAGCAACAGCAGCACUCGCAAGCAGCAGCAGCAGCAGGAGCAUCCGGGUUGCUGAGGUGCCCCUCGUUCGUGUUUAAGGAGCUUGAUACAACUCCGCGUCUGCUUCUGGCCACUCCCACAAGCACGACAGUCACGCCAGCCCGUCGGCGUCGCAGCAGUAGAUACAGCAGCAGCGAGAGCAGCACCAGCAGAGGCAGUAGCGACAGCAUCAGCUUGUAUGAGCAGCGCGCUGCAGCAGUGAGCAACAGCAUUCGGGAAGCGUUGUUCAGGCAGGCGCUUUUCCAGAUACAAAAUGUGGAGGUGCAGACACUCGGCAGCUGUAGAGCCCCCCGUAUCCUUACUUCUGCCGCUGUCGUUUAUGACAUGCAGCAGCACCGUUGGCAGCGCGAAGCUGCAGCAGCCGCAGAGAAGAGGCCGAGCUUUGUCAGCACGCUGAAAGAGAGAGUCGACGCCCUACUGCAUCGGAGAAGCAGUCCAAUCUUGGGGGAGCUGCUGAGGAGGGAGGAGUGGCAGGUGGAUCGCUGUGGGAGCAUGCGCGCAUACGAAGUGUCAGUACACCGCGACGACCUGGACUUUUACACACUAACCCUAAACCCUAGAAGCUUUGCGGACAGAUUGAGGAAGUGGUGGUUCAAGUGGGCAGAUACGAAUGAUGAGUAG
Cyclospora cayetanensis is the source of this 747-nucleotide messenger RNA. RefSeq lists its product as uncharacterized. Bases 1 to 747 code for a protein of 248 amino acids. The record is from RefSeq and is a predicted model, not a curated record. Lineage: Eukaryota; Apicomplexa; Conoidasida; Eucoccidiorida; Eimeriidae. The transcript has a single exon.